Molecule: messenger RNA, 735 nt
Organism: Fonsecaea multimorphosa CBS 102226
Lineage: Eukaryota; Fungi; Ascomycota; Eurotiomycetes; Chaetothyriales; Herpotrichiellaceae
Exons: 3
Coding region: 1-735 (244 amino acids)
Source: RefSeq, a predicted model, not a curated record
AUGAAGCUUGUCAUAUCUGGAGCUACCGGAUUCGUCGCGACGGAGCUGAUCCGCCAAAGCCUGAGCGAUCCGACAAUAACUUCGGUGGUGGCCUUGGCUCGACGGCCGAUCACGGUGCCCGACAAUCUGGGUCCUGGAGCAGACACGUCAAAGUUGGAGAGCGUGGUUCUUGAAGACUUUGCAUCGUACCCGGAUCCUGUAAAGAAGCAAUUGGGGGAUGCAGAUGCUUGUAUUUGGACCCUCGCAAUCACUCCCAGCAAGUCCAAGACCGUGCCCUGGGACGAGGUCUAUCGAGUAUGCCAUGAGUACACCAUGGCUGGUCUUGAAGCAAUGUUCGAAGCCCGCAGCUCCGCAAGCAGAUCGACGCCCUUCCGAUUCCUGUACAUGAGCGGCGUGGCUGCCGAACGAGAUCAAACAAAACAACCCACAUUCAUGCCAAAAUACUGCUUGAUGCGCGGAGAGACCGAGAAUCGAGUCCUGGCUUUCGCGUCUUCUCAUCCGGGCGACCUUGAAGUCACCGUCGCGAAACCAGGACUGAUCACGCAACCAGGCAGUAUCCUUCACUGGCUGAGAGCCACAUUGGUCUGGUUCAUGAUUUCGCUGCCAAGCGUGAGCGUGGUGGACAUCUCGGCGGCCAUGUUGGAUCAAGUGUUGAAUGGGUUUGAGAAGGAUCCAUUGGAGAAUAAAGACUUGAUCAGAAUUGGUCAACGCGUGCUGAGUGAGAAGAAAGGCUGA